This is a messenger RNA of Oxyura jamaicensis (ruddy duck), 8591 nucleotides long. It is a transcript of the gene ADAMTS2, whose product is annotated as ADAM metallopeptidase with thrombospondin type 1 motif 2. The transcript has 22 exons. Bases 194 to 3757 code for a protein of 1187 amino acids. Gene Ontology annotation, molecular function: metalloendopeptidase activity; zinc ion binding. Lineage: Eukaryota; Metazoa; Chordata; Aves; Anseriformes; Anatidae. Gene Ontology annotation, biological process: extracellular matrix organization; proteolysis. The record is from RefSeq and is a predicted model, not a curated record.
GCCUCCUGGUGUCUCUGCUUCGCUGCGAGCCGCGAGCGCGGCCGCCACCGCCGCUGCGGCUGGGCUGAACGGGAAGGCGGCGGCGGCGGGGCGCGGGGCAGCGCUGAGGGGAGACGAGGCAGCGGGGGGCCGCCGCCGGCCCGGCCCGGCUGAGGGCAGCCCCGGUGCCGCUCCCCGCCUCGGGCCGGCAGCGAUGGAGCCUCCCGCGGGGCUCGCCUGCGUCCUGCUCUGCUGCUGCGCUCUCUCCCUGCCCGCCGCUGCCCUGCGGCCGCCCGGGCACGCAGAUCCGAUCUCGAGGAAUAUAGAGGAGUACAGCCUCGUCAUCCCCACCAGCACCGAUUCCCAGGGCAGGUUCCUAUCCCACCUGGUGUCCGGACCGCCCAAAGCACGCUUCAGGAGAGCUGCGGAGGACUUGCAAAGCGAAGCAGCAAAUGAGCAAAUAUUUUACAACGUCACCGUUUUUGGCAGAGAGUUUCACUUCAGGUUGCGGCUGAACUCGAGGCUUGUUGCCCCUGGAGCAACAGUUGAAUGGCAGGAGGACUCUGACGAGACUCACAUCGAACCUCUCUAUGGGAAUUGCCUCUAUGUUGGGGAUAUCACUGAUCUGCCAAACGCUUCGGUUGCUAUCAGCAAUUGCGACGGGUUGGCUGGCCUGAUUCGCACAGACAAGGAUGAGUUCUUCAUUGAACCUCUGGAGAAGGGGGCCCACGAGGAGGAGGAGGGAGGAGGCAGAACACACGUGGUCUAUCGCAGAGCAGCUGCCAAGAAGCAACUUGCUAUUGAGAACGCAGAUACCCUGUAUAAAGCGGCUAACCUCACUAAUUUGGAUCGUCUCGACAGCGCAUUGAGCCUCAUUGAAGAUCGGGUGCAUAGAUCAAGGCAGCGCUAUCGAAGGCAUGCCACGGAUGAUGAUUACAACAUUGAAGUCCUUCUGGGGGUUGACGACUCGGUUGUUCAGUUCCAUGGGAAAGAACACGUUCAGAAGUACCUGCUGACCCUGAUGAACAUUGUUAACGAAAUUUACCACGACGAAUCCCUGGGUGCUCACAUUAACGUUGUCCUGGUGAGGAUAAUCCUACUGAGCUACGGCAAGUCCAUGAGCCUGAUAGAGAUUGGGAACCCUUCUCAAAGCCUGGAGAAUGUGUGUCGCUGGGCCUACUUGCAGCAGAAACCAGACACCGGGCAUGCAGAAUAUCACGACCAUGCUAUCUUUCUCACAAGGCAGGAUUUUGGUCCAUCUGGCAUGCAAGGCUAUGCUCCAGUCACUGGAAUGUGUCAUCCUGUUCGAAGUUGCACUCUCAACCAUGAAGAUGGUUUUUCAUCUGCGUUUGUGGUGGCUCAUGAAACUGGACAUGUUUUAGGCAUGGAGCAUGAUGGCCAAGGAAACAGAUGCGGGGAUGAAGUCCGCCUGGGGAGCAUCAUGGCCCCCCUUGUGCAAGCUGCAUUUCAUCGCUUCCACUGGUCUCGCUGCAGCCAGCAAGAGCUGAAUCGAUACCUCCAUUCCUACGAUUGUCUGCGCGAUGAUCCCUUCGAACAUGACUGGCCUUCCCUUCCACAGCUGCCAGGAAUUCACUACUCCAUGAAUGAGCAGUGCCGUUUUGAUUUUGGUUUGGGCUACAUGAUGUGCACAGCUUUCCGUACGUUUGAUCCCUGCAAGCAGCUGUGGUGUAGCCACCCCGAGAACCCCUACUUCUGCAAAACAAAGAAAGGGCCUCCGCUGGACGGGACCAUGUGUGCACCAGGAAAGCAUUGCUUUAAAGGUCACUGCAUCUGGCUGACACCAGACAUCUUGAAACAGGAUGGACACUGGGGGGCAUGGAGUAAGUUCGGCUCUUGUUCUCGCACCUGUGGCACAGGGGUGAAGUACAGGACACGGCAAUGUGACAAUCCACAUCCAGCCAACGGAGGCCGUACGUGCGUGGGGCCAAGCUACGAGUUCCAGCUCUGCAACACUCAGGAUUGCCCUAAGGACUUUGAAGACUUCAGAGAGGAGCAGUGCAGGCAGUGGGAUCCUUACUUUGAGUAUCAGAACACGAAGCACCACUGGCUCCCCUAUGAACAUGUUGAUGCUAAGGAGAGGUGCCACCUGUACUGUGAAUCGAAGGAAACGGGCGAUGUUGUGUAUAUGAAGAGGAUGGUACACGAUGGGACUCGCUGCUCCUACAAAGAUGCUUACAGCAUCUGUGUGAGGGGAGACUGCUUGAAAGUUGGGUGUGACAGGGUCAUAGGUUCCACAAAGCAGGAAGAUAAGUGUGGUGUUUGUGGAGGAGAUAAUUCCCACUGCAAAGUGGUGAAAGGAACGUUUUCAAGAGUACCAAAGAAACAAGGUUACAUUAAGAUGUUUGAAAUUCCUGUUGGUGCAAGACAUUUACUUAUACAGGAAACAGACGCCACUAGUCAUAAUCUUGCAAUUAAAAAUCGUGAAACGGGAAGAUUCAUUCUAAGUGAAGACAACUACGUGCCAGACUCUAAAGUAUUUAUUGACAUGGGUGUGGAGUGGGAAUAUCGGAAUGACGAUGACAGAGAAACCGUGCAGACCAUGGGGCCUCUGCGUAAUGGAAUAGUUAUUCUGGUGAUUCCUCACGGUAGUGCCAAGAUAUCUCUGACUUACAAAUACAUGAUCCAUGAAGAUUCUCUGAAUGUAGAUAACAAUAAUGUUUUGGAAGAGGAUUCGGUAUCACAUGAAUGGGCUCUGAAGAAAUGGUCGCAAUGUUCGAGACCUUGUGGGGGAGGCUUCCAAUUCACAAAAUAUGGUUGCCGGAGGAAGACAGACCACAAGAUGGUUCAUCGGAGUUACUGCGAGUUGAUCCAGAAGCCGAAACCCAUUCGCAGGGUGUGCAAUCUGCAGGAGUGCUCCCAGCCCAUAUGGGUUACAGGAGAAUGGGAGCCUUGCAGCAAAAGCUGUGGGAAAACAGGAUACCAAGUGCGAUCUGUCCGAUGCAUCCAACCCCUGCACGACAACACAAAUCGGUCUGUUCAUACCAAGUACUGCAACAAUGAUCGUCCAGAAGGCCGGAGGCCUUGCAACCGGGAGCUUUGUCCAGCACAGUGGAGAAUAGGAUCCUGGUCACAGUGCUCUGUCAGCUGUGGAAAUGGCACACAGGAUCGCCCAGUCCUGUGCCGGACCAGGGACAAUGCUAUCGGCCUUUGCAAAGAAGCUAAACCAGAGACCGUAAGGAUUUGCAGACUACCUCCAUGUCCAAGAAAUGUUUCCGAUCCUUCCAAGAAAACCUACAUGAUACAAUGGCUGUCGAGACCUGAUCCAGACUAUCCCAUCCAGAAAAUAUCUUCAAAAGAUCAUUGUCAAGGAGACAAGUCAAUGUUUUGUCGCAUGGAAGUUCUCUCUCGGUACUGUUCAAUUCCCGGUUACAAUAAGCUCUGUUGCAAGUCCUGUAAUAUGUACAACAACGUAACCGAGGAAGGCAAUGCAACCAAAUCUAACAUAAAUAAGAAUAAUGUCAUUGAGGAGGAGUUCCUGACAACCCUCAGCCCUCUCAUGGGAGUUUCCACCACACAGCCUGCCACCAGCCCUCCUCGUGUUUCUAAACCACACGUGCCUCCUUCCAAUGCAACUGAGGAGCACCCAGAAAUUAAUGCGGUGGACGUUCCCUAUAAAAUCGAUGGGUUGGAUAAUGAAGUGUCACAGCACAACAUCAUUACACGGAGGAGGAUACCUUAUGAAAGGACGAGGAAUCAAAGAAUCCAGGAGCUGAUUGCUGAGAAGAGGAAAAAAGAGACUCUUAGAAAAAGAAACUAAAAUGGAAAUACGGCACAAACAACAUUUUUCUCUUAUAGAGAUGUUACCAACAUCAUAGGAUUGCCCAUGUCAUAGAGACUAAAAAUGGGGAAAAAUCAAAGUGGUGCUAUGGCAGAGAUGCCAAAUUCUAAAGCCUACUAUAAAUGGAAACGACAGAUUGUUUAUAAGUGCUAAUCUGAACACUUGGACAGCUAGGUUUUCAGGGUAAGGUAGAGUAUUAGUGCAAUAUCAUUACAGCAUUUCACUGAAUCCAAACAAACCUUAACACGUAAGCCAGGUUAGCAGGUUUUUUUUGUUUAUGGGCUUGUUUAAGUCUAUUAAGCCCAUGUAAAACUGCUUGGGAAUAGUAAUGGGAGUUAACACAUGAUGGAGGAAAAUGGUCCCAAGACAUUAAAGAUCCCUUUAAUACUGACAAGCAGGUGGUCAGCAAUCCUGUGAUGCUUCUGUGCAUUGCGUAAAGCCAGGCACUAACUCAGCCCCCGGUUCAGGAAGGUACCUGAGGACGUGCCAGCCCCAGGUUAGUUGGCUUCAGGCGAGCUGCUCUCGUGAAGCUGCUCUCGUGGCUACAGCCAGUCAUGUGCUCAUGUAGCUUUCUUAACCGGGACUGUGUAAGAAAAUAUAUAGAAAAUUCUGUAGCCGUAUAUUUAUGUGUAAAUUAAAAACUGACAACCAGUAGUUUACAUAUUUCCAUAAACAAUUUUAAAGGAUUCUCCCAAACAUUCGAAUACGUGCAAGACAUUUAGCAUUAGGGUAGGUCCGGCCAACUUGGACUGACGACAGCCUAGUCUUUCUGUUUACAAGUAUCCAUUCAUGUAAUGCAACAGCCUCAGUGAUCUUUGUUGGUUGGUGCUUCUUUGUGGUCUGAUUUUUUUUUCUACCCACAUGUUUAAGUUAAAGAUGACUGGAUUCUUGUUGCCUUUUCUUUGGUGCUUUGUUAGGACAACUUUUUUUUUUUUUUUCUCCCAUAGGACAAGGUUAUUUUGGAGGAAAUCAUAAUUUUCUUCCUUUCCAUAGGACAGCUUUAUUGGCACAGACGUGAGCAAUCGUUCCCUGUGCCCCUACACCUCCAUGUACACCCCUCCACACACACAGUACCGGGUCUGCUAGAAAUGUGUAACCUGACAACCCUUUGAGUACUUCCUUUCCCCUCAGGGUCAUCAUGGUUUUCAUCGGUCAUUUCCAAUUCCUGGUUGGAGAUCAGAAGACAAAUUCAGAUCAGCUGUUUGGUUUGGGGAUUGUUCUGUGCUUGAGGUCUCGGGCAAUGGAGAGGUUGGUAAGAUCCAGCCUUCAGCAUCUAACAUCUGAAUUAUUUCUGCCAUCCCAACAGAGCGGCAAGUGAGUAAAUCAGGCACUGAAGGCUUUAUCCAGAGCCUGUGGAGAGCAGUAGAAAAGCUGCUGCUGGCUGAGGUGUGAGUUUAGCAGGGCUGUGCUUGUACAGGGACUCUGGACGUAGGUGAUGAAGUUGUCCUUUCUCCCCCUGAGCCCUGGAAACUCUCCCAGGAAAGUGGCACAGGCUGGCAGCAUGCUCUGGUGGCCUUCCUUCUGCAGGUGGCAUCUGAGCUGUUUUUCUCCUGUCUCCUGGCUUGGACUCUUUCAUUUCUUUCCUCUUUGCUGGUCAACUUUCUGCAGAGCCCAGGAGUUCCCUGAAAUUCUCCUUUUACCACUCGGUAGGUCUGCUUCAGAUUUUCCAGUCCGAGAGGAAGAUCUCAUCCUCCGGCUAUCGCAUUAGUUGGAGCUGUUCGGAGUUUGAAGCAGAGCCAACUAGAAGCCUGUACAUAGUCGCACGGACAUUGGGCAUGUGCCAAAUUUCCAGCAACGGGUAAGCUCUCCCAUGGCCCGGCUGCUGUCAAAAAAAGCUUCAGAAAUACUGCAAGGUGAAAACCACACGUGGCUUCCUGCAACCCCGCCGGCGCGGCCCUCCUGCCCUGCGCACCACGGCUGAGCAGGAUGCCCAAUUUCCUCUUCAGAAUGUGACAAAACAACAAAACUCGUGCAGCUGCUCCUGCUGGAAAGGGCUGAGAGCUUGCAGGAAAAGCGGUCUUUGCAGCACUGAAAUGGCCUGAACUGUCGCCAGAAACGUUUGAAGGACAAGAGUCUGGUUUAAGAAAAGGGCCUGAUGGAGGUAGUAGCCGAGGCAGAAGAGGAAGGUUUGCAGCUGGCGUGACAGCAUCAAGAGUCCCUUCUUGGACUGUGGUGGUACGUUCGGGUGAGUGAGUGGGAGCCCCUCAGAUGGCGUAGGGAUGGGAGUGAAGGCCGGGAAGCACAACAGGACUGAUAACAGCCCAGAGCACCAGCAAACAUCUCCUGGGCCAAGCAGACGUGGCUGCAGCUGUGAAGGCAGCAGCCAGCCAAGCUGCAGGGGGGAGCAGCCGCCCUCAGCCUCUCCGAGCUGGCUUGGUUUCCAUGCCAGUGCUGCAGCAAGCUGCUCCAGCAGCCCCCAGGAAGAUGCUGCCGACAGAGAGAGCAAGUUUCUGUAACAGUGUAGGGUCAGGUCACAUCGGUGUAAAACAGCAAUGUAGUAAUAAUGUGCACUGAAGGGGAAAAAAACCCACCGUGCUAUUUAUAAGUAAGGAAGGCAUGUCUAAAACAACAUCAUUCCAGCAGCUGUGCCACAGGAGGAGCAAGCUGUAGUUGGGCUCGCAGCCUGUAGUCAUAGUGAGUAUUCCUUGCUUUUCAUAUUUUGUUUACACAGACGUGGUCAGUGUAGAACUCAUCCCUUCCCCUUCAAGUUGUUACCCUGUUUUUAGAUCUGUGAACAAUAAGGAAAAAGCAUUAUAGGCUGUCAUAGCCUAGAAGGAUUUCCAAGCAUAUGAUAAACUUAGGAAAAAGCCCGCCAAACCCAAGGACAGAGAGGGACUGGGGCUUGGAGACAUGCAGGUGGUGAGGCACAAGUUUGCUCCCUGGUUGGUGCCUGUUUUACUCCCUGGGACUUCGUGGAGACCCGUAUCUCUGGCCUGCAGAAGCCUGAGGUAACACAUCUAAUGGCUUCUGGUCUUCCUUAGCAUCAGGAACAGGCUUAGUCAACCAGGCCAAUGUGAAGAAAUGCCACGUCAGGAGGUGCCCACAGCUCAAACACUGUCUUACAAACGCCUCUUCUCUCCAAAGAGCUUUUAAGUUGCAUCCCAAUAGCAACUGGGGCAGGAUUUUUGUUGGUGUGGCUUCAAGUGACCUUUCUGCACACACAGCAUGAGCAAAGGCCCGUUCCGGUGCAGUGACCCAAUCUUCAAAAGGGAUUCAGCAGUUCUGUGCUGAGCAUUUCCAGCUGUGUCCCCCAGUGAGCAGGGCUGGGCAAGGUCAGCACCACCACGCGAGGGCUGAUGCUCAGGGGUUCGCUCCCACACGGCACAGGCACGCUGGCUGGACUUGCAAAGCUGGUUUGAAGUUCAGAAACUUGACUUCGCUUUGCUUUUUUCUCCAGCAUGAGUCAGUUCUCAAUCAAACAGACCAAAAGCAUUUUUCCAGAUAAGGUGGAAACUUCUGCUGCGUUUUGGAUCUGGUGUGGUGCUGCGCUCCAUCUGGUGCUCAUCAGGGACCUGAUGCAAUGCCUGGUGACACCUGCAUUUGGGAAGGGCUUUCUCCUUUUUCAGUCUCACCUUUUUAGGGGUUUAAUUUGAUUUAUUUCUUGCUAUUUUUAAUUCCACUGAAUAGUUUUCUUGCUGCUUUUUGGGGAACACUGAAAUGACAUUUGAAGGAGCAGCUUCAGUCUAGAUUGCCCAGACACAGACUGGCCCAUCUCAUUCUGGAGCAGAGGCACUAGCUGCCUUCUCUUUACAGUCUAGCUGUAUGAGGAAAAAAAGUCUCCGUACCAGGAAAGGUGCCUUCUUUUCAAGCUCACCUGCAUAUCUCAGAAGAUGUGUUUUCAGCAAGUGCCUUUGAUGGUGGUUUCCUAGGAACAUACACCACACUUGUACUAGAAAACAGAGAGCAGAGCUCUGUCCAUAAAGAAAAAAGCAGCACAGGGCAAUAGGUUGGGUAAGCAGAUGCUUGUUCCUUGUUACCCGGUGGAAAUGUUGGUCACUUAUUGGUUGGUUGAACUUUGACAGCUCUAUCCUUUUUUCUACAGGGCUGUAAUUGGGCAAAAGCGUCAUCAGCAUGUGUCUUCUUUACCAUUUUGCUGUUGCCCAGGUACUGCAUUUUGAGACAUAAUGAGCGGAAUAGUAUUUUAAUUUAACGUAAUUCCCCGAAACUAAAGAGAGCAGAUUUAGAAGUAAGCUGGUUUAUAUUCCUGCAGAGGCUGUCUCAGAGCUCUGAGAGCUAAAGCAAAUGUACUCUCAUUAAGCAAUGUGUUUUGUGAUACCUGUUCAUCUAACCAUACAGGCUCUCUAAUUUUUCUGAUCGUCUAGUUUAAAAUACAAGUGUCAGCCCCUCACCAAAAAAAGAAAAAAGAAGAAAAAUCUCAAACCAAUUUAUGUUCCGUUGGUUCCAAUUGACUGCCAUUUUUCCACCAACAUGCCUUUAAAAAUUCCUGUAAUCUAUUAUGAAUGCAUCACUUUUUAUAUUCAUAUAGCCAUUCAGUAUUUAGAACCUCACAACAUCUCCAUAGAAUGCUUUCAGAUAUUUUGAGAAUUUUAUAAAUGGUGCUUUACCAGUACUCAAAGGGUUUUUUGUUUUAUUUUAGUACGUAAUGCAUUUAAUGUCUUAUUUACUCACCUACAAUGCACAGUAUUAGCUAUGUUCAUCUGAAUAUCUAUAUGCGACUUCCAUUCACUUACAUAUGCCUUAACAGAAAUUGCAAUAAAUAGCCAUUUCUUGUAUAUUAAAAAUGUAUAUACAAAUUAGAAUCUUUAAUUUUAUAAUUUAUUAAAUUCAAAUGUCUGUGUCCUUUUGCAAAGCG